This is a messenger RNA of Drosophila melanogaster (fruit fly), 590 nucleotides long. RefSeq lists its product as uncharacterized. NCBI's taxonomy places the organism in Eukaryota, Metazoa, Arthropoda, Insecta, Diptera, Drosophilidae. The transcript has a single exon. Bases 79 to 477 code for a protein of 132 amino acids. The record is from RefSeq and is marked reviewed.
AUUCAGAAUAAACUUUGCUACUAGCUCCCCAAAAUACUUGUGAAUUAGAAACUUUGAAAAAUUACAUAAAACUCGAACAUGGAUGAUUUGGCUAACGAGUACACCGGCAGUGAAGAGAGGAGUGGAGAAGCCUCCAAGCUCGGACUCCUGGCCAGGGUGGACCGUCUGCUCCGGCGCUGGCUGCCUGGAUACAGCUUCAUUCGCGGCAAGCGUCUCUCGACAUCGGAAACCUCGAUCGUGCACGGCUGCUCCCACGGCACACAGGCGGUGCGUGGACGUGGUGACCGGAUGAAUAAUAAGGAGGAGGUGUACCUGGACACCGGCAUCGCCAAGUCGGAGUUCUGCGUCCACCUGGAGACCUUGCUGCGCAACAAGCUGCUCAAGAAGCAGCAGGAAUUGGCCCUGGAACAUCAGGAGAGAAGCCGCGAGAUGGAGCUGGAGCAGGAACGGCAGCUCAAUCAACAAGUUCAGCAGUAGGAAAGUCUACCUAUUGUGUUAUUUUUCACUUCAAUUGUGUAUAUAUAUUUUUAAUACCAUCAAUCAGUCGUGGCGAGGCGAGGCGAGGCGCCUCAUUAAAAUUAAUUAAAAAU